UUGCCUUGUGCUUGUGUCUAAUGCUGGAUUAAUGGUUGUAUUGACGUCUCGUGUUUCUACUGUAGGCUCGUGUUCAGGUCCGACUGUGCUGUGCUGUGCUGGUAUGAACUACGACUGUUUUAGAGGCUGUUUUUGUGAUGAAGUCUGCAAAAACUUAAAAGACUGCUGUCCUGACUUCAACAGCACCUGCUUUUUCAAUUCUACAACUUCACCACCUUCAACCAACUCCACUACAGCCUCUCAGUUCACCUACACUACUCCAUCCACUUCCACCCAAUAUACCUCCGCCUCAACUUCUUCAUCCACUUCCACCCAAUAUACCUCCACCUUAACUUCUCCAUCCACUUCCACCAGAUAUGCCUCUACAGUCCAACCCAAAGAUGUUCUUACAAUACUGACUAAUCUGGAGGUGGAGGUUUUGGCUGAGGAGUCGUCCACUGAAAAAGAGAGGCAGGAUGCACUGCGUCAGGUUUUCUCAGAUUUGAUGAUGAGUUUAGCAGAAAAUGACACUGAUAUCUACUCAUAUGAGGUCACGAGAAUUCAGCCAUUAUCACCAUGUGAUUGAGUCAGGAAUCAACCCAGAUGAAGACAUUCACACUGCUGCUGGACUUUCACUAAUUUAAGAAGAGAUCUGAACAUUUAUGUUGACAAUUCAACUAAUUUGUGCAUUUCUGACACAAAAUCAUUGUAUGUGCUUUAAACUAACACACACACACGCUAACUGAUGUGAAGUAUGUGAUGAAUGUAGUAAGGAAACAGAUUUAUUAUCUACUGUCAUGUAAUCCUUUGUUCCUCCUUUCAUUAGCACAGAUCAGAAUCUGCUCAUGUACUUGACACUGUUUUGUUUUUUGUGUGUGAUUGCUGUAUAAUGAUUACACUGCAAAUAAACACCAGAUGAGGAA
Danio rerio (zebrafish) is the source of this 902-nucleotide messenger RNA. The record is from RefSeq and is a predicted model, not a curated record. Lineage: Eukaryota; Metazoa; Chordata; Actinopteri; Cypriniformes; Danionidae.